AUGCAUAAAUUCAUGAUUUUUUACCAGGGAAUUUUUUUUAUUAUAUAUAUAUAUAUAUUUAUUCCUUUCCUUCUUUCCUUCUUUCUUUCCUUCUUUCUUUCCUUCUUUCUCUUCUAUCCUCAAUUAUUUUUUUAUAUUUUUCCUUUUCUUUACUUCUUUUUUCUUGUUUUCUCGUUUUUCAUAUAUUUUUCUUUCAUUUUUCCAUAUUUUUUCAUUUGGUUUUUCCGUCCCAGUCUUUUUACUCGAAAAACACGACUUCUUUCUAGCCGUUCUCUUUCCUUUUCACUUUCUUUUCUCUUUCGCCUUUCUUUAUAUUACUCUUUUUCUUUCAUCCUUUGGUUUGUUCCAUUUUUCUCCGCCGCUUAUACUCCUCGUCUCCUUCGUUCCCUUUUUCAUUUAUCAUUUUGCUAUCUCUCUCUUUUUCUCUUCCCCCUCUCUCUCUCUUUCUGUUCACCUUCUCUUUCUCUCUCUUACCCUCUCUCUCUCUCUCUCUCUCUCUCUCGAUCUUCGUUUGUUUCUUCGCUUUCUUUUCAUCCCUCCCCUUUUAUUUCAUUUCUCUCCUUCGCUUUUUUUUCUCUUAUUUAUUUGAUUGUUUUUUUAUCAUAUCUCGUCUGUUAUUCGAGAUCACAAGAAUCACAACCAAUGGGAGUGCCUUUUUUCACCAUUUGUUAUUCACAAGGGACAACAAUGGUGCUUAUCAUCACAUCUGUUUUACAAUCCGAUGGCAGAGAGCAACAAAAUGAGAAACGGUCAUUAUUGGUGGGAUGA
Messenger RNA from Acanthosepion pharaonis, 768 nucleotides. The record is from the annotation of a GenBank genome assembly. NCBI's taxonomy places the organism in Eukaryota, Metazoa, Mollusca, Cephalopoda, Sepiida, Sepiidae.